Molecule: messenger RNA, 969 nt
Organism: Metarhizium acridum CQMa 102
Lineage: Eukaryota; Fungi; Ascomycota; Sordariomycetes; Hypocreales; Clavicipitaceae
Source: RefSeq, a predicted model, not a curated record
AUGACCCUCUUCCCGUCCCAUCACAACCACGAGCAUCGGUCAGCCCACGUAAACCGCCCAUACAAACAGGUCCUCCUGACAUCCAAGUCCAUCCGCCACAACCCAGCCGCAACCUCUCCCAACCACAUAACAACCCGUACAGGCAAAUCCUACACCCAGCAGCUCUCCGCCGCAGAGAAGUUCUUCUCCUCCCCGUGCAAAUUCCUCUACUCCGCCGAAGCCCUUCGCCACCACUCCGCGAACAACGUCACACCCGAAAUCGUCGUCCUGGGUUCAUCCAAUGUCGGAAAAUCCACCUUUCUCAACGCCCUCGUCGGCCAGUCCAAAGCCGCGCGGGUGAGCCAAAAACCGGGCAGAACGACGUUAAUGAACGCCUACGGCGUGGGACCGCUGCCUAAAAUCCCAAGAGACCUGGUGCCCAAGGGCAUGCCGCCUCCCAGACAUAGUUUAGUAGUCGUCGAUACGCCUGGAUACGGCUUCAAAAGCCAGGCUAGUUGGGGCGAUGCCAUCAUGAAGUAUCUCCAGGCGAGGAGGAUGUUGCGCGGGGCCGUUGUUUUGCUGUCCUCUGAGAAGAGGUUGUUACCCGAGGACAGGUGGAUGUUGAGGACCCUGGCCGAGGCAAACACGCGCACAGUUGUUGUUUUGACAAAGGCGGACAAGGCAAGGAACGCAUGGGUUGAGACAUGUAGUCUGCUUGCGGACGUGGUACAGCAGGAAGUUGAUCGCCUCCAUAAAGAGUUUGGCGGCAAGUGGAAAGAUGAAGAGGGUGCAGCAUCACGGAUAUAUAUUACCGCUGCGGGCAUGGAAAGCCCCGGCAGGUUGAAGAAUGGGGGAGGACUCGGUGGUGUGAGAACCGCAAUUUUGGAAAUGGCCGGCUUCACGUUACAGGAAACUGUGACGAAAAAGGCCGAUACUGUGGCCUAUACUGGGCCUGUUGUAUCAUUCGACGACAUUGAAUGGAGGACGUAG